CAUACAAGAAAUCAAGGAAGCAUGGCUGAUUUAAAUUGUUUUGGGAUGUAACAACUCGAUUUACAAUCAUUGUGAAACUCUUACACGGACAGUUCUUGGUGAGAAGGACGGAAGGGCGAAUUAUAAAAUAAUUGGAAAUGUAAGGGGUUGGGUACAUUAAAGAACUAAUAAAAAGGAAAACAGAAUUUGGCUUAUCUGAUACAGGUUUAUUAAAACCGUACUAACGCGACAUCAACUGUCUUCGAUGUCAAUGAGCCGCAUGGUUCUAGUUUUGCACCUUUAAAUUAGAUGCAAUCCGCCAAAGUCAAAGAAUAAGAAGCAGGAGUCCUGCGUGGGAUUUUACUAACUGCUUCGGUUUUGGUGGAAAAAUGCUAGUUGUCAAAUGACUCAGGGACUGAGUUUGAGUCUUGUAGAUGACACUUCCCGGUCUAUGUAGGCUAUGGCAUGGCGAGCGAGAUGACCCAAGGCAGACGCUUUCAAUGAAAUCGCAAGAAGAUCGCAUGCUUAAACACAAGUCAACACUGGACUCAGAAUGGAUAAGAUUAAAGAAAAGAACACGGCUCGAAGCUGGUGCCGCAUCUACUGGAGUUUAUGAAUAACUUCUGUUAUGCUGGUUAACGGGGUCUACAUUAGUUACUAGCCUACUACUCGUCUAACGUUUUCCGUCCUCUUUGGAGUUAAAAACGCAACUUCCUACAUCGCUUCGUGGACUUAUUGGUAGAAAGUGACUGUAUGGUUGAGCCCCCUCGCUGGGUGGAUAGCAGCGAUGGACAUGGACCCGCCGGCGUGCCCCUCCCCCCAGCAUGACGUCUGUCCGCCAGAGAGCCCCGCCCAGCUCGGGGCGGACCGUGACCCCGUCUCCGACCUCAAGCAGGCGGCGGUGACCUGCCUGAGGGUGCACCUGUACCACGUCUCAAGGGGAGGGUCCGGGGGGGCCAGCGGUGGGGACGUCCUCACCUACCCUCCAGGGGACUACGUGGCCGAGGCACUGUGCGUCGACGCAGCCAAAGCAUGCGGCCUUUCUCCGAUCUACAGCAGUCUCUUUGGUUUGAUGAGAGAGAGCGACCACAUGUGGUUCCCGCCCAACCACAUCCUCAAGCUGAAUGACUCAGCCAAUGAGAGCCUCCUCUUCAGACUGAGGUUCUACUUCCCAGGCUGGUACGAGUCUGGCCCCUCCAGUGCCCACAGGUAUGGAGUGUCCACGGGACAGGAGGCUCCCGUGUUGGAUGACUGUGGUCUGGCUUACCUCUUCACCCAGUGCCGUAGUGACUUUGUGAGUGGCCGUGUGAGUGUGCAGGUGAGCCACGAGGCCCAGGAAGAGUGUCUGGGCAUGGCCGUGCUGGACAUGAUGAGGCUGGCCAAGGAACUGGGCCAGUCCCCUGUCGACAUCUACCACGACAACAGUUAUAAGUCCUUCUUGCCCAAGGCUAUGCGGGCCUGUAUCCAGGAAUACAACUUUGUUACCAGAAAGAGGAUCCGCUUCAGGUUCAAGAAGUUCAUCGAGCAGUUCAGCCAAUGCAAAGCCACGGCCCGCGACCUCAAGCUGAAAUACUUGAUGAACCUGGAGUCCCUGCAGAUGGCCUUCUUCUCCGAGAGCUUCUGGGUCAGCGAGGCCUCCGCCGGGGAGGUCACCAUCGUCGUCACUGGCAACCACGGCAUCCAGUGGUCCUCUGGAAAUGAAGGAGAGAAGGGAGAUCAGGAGCUGCAGACGUACUGUGACUUCCCAGAGGUGAUUGACAUCAGCAUCAAGCAGGCCAACAAGGACAGCUUUGUGGAGAGCCGCAUCGUCACCAUCAACAGGCAGGACAACCAGACUCUGGAGCUGGAGUUUCAUUCGCUCCCAGAGGCUCUAUCCUUUGUUUCAUUGGUUGAUGGGUACUACCGGCUGAUUGCUGACGCUCACCACUUUCUGUGUAAAGAAGUGGCUCCUCCCAGAUUACUGGAAGCCAUACAGAGCUACUGUCACGGCCCCAUCUCGAUGGAGUUCACCAUCAGCAAACUCCGUCGCUCUGGCAACCACCGUGGGGCGUACAUCCUACGCAGCAGCCCCAAGGACUACAACAAGUACUUCCUGUCCUUCAUUGUGGGCUGUGACGGCAUGGUGGAGUAUAAGCACUGCCAGAUAGUGAAGUCGGAGAUGGGGGAGUACAUCCUGAGUGGAGCGAAGAAGAGCUUUGGCAGCCUACGCGACCUUCUCCACCGCUACCAGAAGGAGGCGCUGCGCUCCGACGGCCACAUCUUCCAGCUGGCAAAGUGCUGCCCGCCCAAGGCCAGAGAUAAGUCCAACCUGCUGGUGUGCAGGUCCAACCAGGGGGUGGACGUCCCUAUGACCCCCUCCCUCCACAGACACAUCAGCCAGAUGGUCUUCCACAAGAUCCGCCAAGAGGACCUGGAUAUUAAAGACAGCCUGGGUCAGGGGACUUUCACCAAGAUCUUCUACGGCGUGCGGAAGGAGCUGGGAGACUAUGGGGAGAUGCAUCAGAUGGACGUCAUCGUGAAAAUCCUGGACAAAGCUCACCGCAACUACUCAGAGUCGUUCUUCGAAGCUGCCAGCAUGAUGAGCCAGCUGUCCCACAAGCACCUGCUUCUCACCUACGGAGUGUGUGUGUGUGGGGAGGAGAACAUGAUGGUGCAGGAGUACGUCAAGUUUGGAUCCCUGGACACCUACCUGAAGAAGACCAAAGGCUCGCUCAGUAUCCCCUGGAAACUGGAGGUGGCCAAGCAGCUUGCCUGGGCUAUGCACUACCUGGAGGAUAAAGGCCUGGUCCAUGGUAACGUGUGUGCCAAGAACGUUUUGCUGAUUCGAGAGGAGGACAGAAAGCUGGGGAACCCCCCCUUCAUCAAACUGAGCGAUCCUGGAAUCAGCAUCACCGUACUCCCCCGAGACGUGUUGGUGGAGCGUAUCCCCUGGGUGCCCCCCGAGUGUGUGAACGACCCUCGAAACCUGAGCUCGGCCACGGACAAGUGGGCGUUCGGGACCACACUGUGGGAGAUCUGCAGCGGAGGAGACAAGCCCCUGGGAACGCUGGACUGCUCCAAGAAGUUCCUGUUCUACGAGGACCGCCACCAGCUGCCCGCUCCUAAGUGGACGGAGCUGGCCAAUCUGAUCACCAGCUGCAUGGACUACGAGCCGUGUCACAGGCCGUCCUUCAGGGCCGUCAUCCGAGACCUCAACAGCCUCUUCACACCAGACUAUGAGCUGCUGGUGGAGAGUGACAUGGUUCCCACCAGGAGCAGAGGGUUCCCGGGGACCUUUGACAGUCUGGAGCCAGCCCAGUUUGAAGAACGUCACCUCAUCUUCCUGAAACAGCUGGGCAAGGGUAACUUUGGCAGUGUGGAGAUGUGCCGCUACGACCCCCUCCAGGACAGCACGGGGGAGGUGGUGGCCGUGAAGAAGCUGCAGCACAGCUCGGCCGAGCACCUCCGCGACUUCGAGCGCGAGAUCGAGAUCCUCAAGUCCCUCCAGCACGACAACAUCGUCAAGUACAAGGGCGUCUGCUACAGCGCCGGGCGCAAGAACCUGCGUCUGAUCAUGGAGUACCUCCCCUACGGCAGUCUGAGAGACUACCUGGUCAAGAACAGGGAACGCUUUGACUUCAAGAAGUUACUGCACUACUCCUCACAGAUCUGCAAGGGCAUGGAUUACUUGGCCACCAAGCGUUACAUCCACAGAGACCUGGCUACCAGGAACAUCUUGGUGGAGACUGAGAUGAGAGUGAAGAUUGGAGACUUUGGCCUCACCAAGGUCCUGCCCCAGGACAAGGAGUACUAUACAGUGAGAGAGCCAGGAGAGAGCCCCAUCUUCUGGUACGCCCCUGAAUCUUUAACGGAGAGUAAGUUCUCGGUGGCGUCUGACGUGUGGAGCUUUGGAGUUGUCCUCUACGAACUCUUCACCUACAGUGACAAGAAUCACAGCCCACCAGCAGCGUUCAUGGACGAGAUGGGCAGUGACAAGCAGGGUCAGAUGAUCGUGUACCACCUGAUCGACCUGCUCCUGAAGCGAGGCUACAGACUCCCAGCCCCUGACGGCUGUCCACCUGAGAUCUAUAAUGUCAUGUCAGAGUGCUGGAACAGUGAUCCAUCUCUCAGACCCUCCUUCAAGAAGCUGGCCCAGACUGUGGACUCGAUCCGGGACAGCAAGGGCAGCUGAAGCCACGCCCGUCCGACACCUGACCCCCUUCACCAGGUGUUGGGGGCGAGAGGCGUGGGGGGGGGGCUGAACUCAGUGGUCCCACCUGACCCGCCCUGGGAGUGAACUAGUGGACAGCAUCAGAGGCGGCCCUAGACUGACCUCUGACCUUGGAAGUUCCUCUCUCUGUGCUCCAGGAAGGUUGUCUGUUGUAAUGUGCAUCUGUUCUCAUGGAUAUGGGACUGUGGACUCUUGAACAGGAGCCUGUUUGGUCAGUGGUGGUGGUGGUGUUGUUGAUGCUGUUGUUGUUUACUGCUAUAAUGACAGUAUCAGGCCAGACGAAAAGACCCACCCACAGAGCACACUGUGCAGUAACAGACUGAACCGCUUCUCUCUCAUGUCUGCUGGAUGUUGAAUGGUGUCUUUUCCUCUGAUAGAAAAACAACUCUAGGCCAAGUCCAAAAGCACAUCCUUAUGCUUUUAAUAUUUCAGCAUGUCGCACACAGCAGCAAGGGACUUGCACACCAGGGUUUAAAAGCUAAGCUUUGUAAAGAGCGCCGUUUUAUUAAACAAAAACAAGACCGAAAAACUCAAAGCCAAACCAAGCUGAAGAAUCCUCCUCGCUUGCUCCGUCGGUGAAUUGGAGCCCAGUUUGUUAUUGACAGUAUUGGGUUUGCUGCCGGAGUCAGGCUCUCACCCGCAUGUUGGCUUGUCUUCCCCGCUCUCCGUUUGUCCUGCUCUGCUUUUUUUUCUCGUCUCCCAACGAGCUGGUGUGGCUCCGCCCAGCUGACGGGGAGGCGGGGAGGGGACAAACCUCCCCUCCAUGGCACGCCUCUGGGGCACCCUCUGGGCCGCUGGGGCACACACACCAGGGGAGGUUCUAGAACAUUUCAACUGGGGGGGCCAAGCUGGGGGGGCC
Hypomesus transpacificus is the source of this 5048-nucleotide messenger RNA. RefSeq names its product Janus kinase 2a (gene jak2a). Lineage: Eukaryota; Metazoa; Chordata; Actinopteri; Osmeriformes; Osmeridae. Gene Ontology annotation, molecular function: ATP binding; cytokine receptor binding; non-membrane spanning protein tyrosine kinase activity. Gene Ontology annotation, biological process: cell differentiation; hemopoiesis; intracellular signal transduction. The coding region runs from base 767 to 4150 and encodes 1127 amino acids. The transcript has 24 exons. Gene Ontology annotation, cellular component: cytoskeleton; membrane; cytosol. The record is from RefSeq and is a predicted model, not a curated record.